This is a messenger RNA of Drosophila busckii, 4847 nucleotides long. RefSeq lists its product as uncharacterized. The transcript is spliced from 8 exons. Gene Ontology annotation, molecular function: guanyl-nucleotide exchange factor activity; protein binding. Gene Ontology annotation, cellular component: plasma membrane; nucleus. NCBI's taxonomy places the organism in Eukaryota, Metazoa, Arthropoda, Insecta, Diptera, Drosophilidae. Bases 1 to 4494 code for a protein of 1497 amino acids. The record is from RefSeq and is a predicted model, not a curated record. Gene Ontology annotation, biological process: signal transduction.
AUGCCCACAAUGACACGCAUGCAUCGGCACUCGAGCUCGAAUUUGGUUGGCGGCGGACACGCGGCGGAGCAGCGCGGACGUCGGCGCAAUGCCAGCGAUGCUGCGAAUAAGGAAAACUUUGGCGUGCACUUCAUGAGCAGCCCCUUUGGCAACAGCAGUCUGAUUGCGCUGCAGGACUUGAGCAAUGUGCAGAGCAAGAGUCCGCAGCGUCGCAGCUUUAGCGAGGGCAGUGGACCGCGACAGGCGACGCCGCAGUUGGCAGCGCUGCGCUGCAGCAAUCACAAUGUGGCAACAGCAGCAGCAGUGGCGACUACAGUGGCAACAGCUGGGGCAGUUGGUGGGCUGGAGGACUCGCAGCUGUCGUCGGCGCGCAUGGGCGACACCACCUUGGAUCGCAUGCUGGACGCCAUUAUUGAAUCCGCUCGCAAGGAGUCGCGUUGCAAGCAUGUGGCAGCGGCACUGAGCACGCUGGGCGACGCUGGUGAGUGGAGCGAGAGCAGCGUGCAUGAGAUGGAAGUGCGCACGCCGACGCAUCUGAAGCGACAGCGCGUGGUGCGGCGCAAGAAUCAGCAAAAGACAAAAGAAUCAACCAAGGCAGCAGCAGCAACGUCGGCUGUUCCAAGUGCUGCAACGGAGCUGGAGCAUGUGCCCAGCAUUAAGCGCUGCCUUAGCUUUAGCUCCAGCAGCAGCUGCUCUAGCGGCGGCUCUAGCUGCGAGCAGGAGGAUGAGCAGCAGCUCAACAAGCGCAAUCAAUCUGUGGCGCCAGCAGCUGCAGCAGCCUUAGCCACGCUGCAGAGUGUGGCACGUGGCAGCAUUGAGCUGAGCAUCGCCUACAGUGAGCAGCAGCAACAGUUAAAUGUACACGUUGUGCGCUGUCGCGAUCUGCAGCGCUCACACGGCGGCAGCACUGCCGGCAGCAGCAUCAAUGCCUAUGUCAAGCUCUCGCUUGCCGGCAGCUCGAGCCGCUAUCAACGCACCGCCGUCCAUCGUCACUCGAGUCGUCCGUACUUUGAUGAGCACUUUAGCUUCCAAGUGGCGUCGCCUUCGUCGUCGUUGUCGUCGUCGUCGUCGCAGCAACUGCAGCUGGCUGUUUGGCAUCGGGAUCGUCAUUUAAAACGCAGUGAAUUUUUGGGCUGCAGCGUUUUUCCCUUGAGCGACUUGCAACAAACGCAACAACAACAACAACAAAAACAAGCAGCACGCAUUGUUUGCUACAAGCUGCAGUCACAGGAAUGUCUACAGAGCUAUCGCUAUAGCACAGCAGAUAAUUCAUCAAGCCAAGCCACGCCCACGCCCACGCCAACGCCCACAUACAGCCGUCCAGCCGAUCAGUCAGCGCCAGAGAGCUUCGAGAUGAGCAAGUCAGCGACAAAUGGCAGCGCCACAGCUGUGAUGAGCGAUGAGCUCAUCAGCAUCAGCAUCGACAGCAUGACCACCAAGGAGGACUUAAGCCAGCAGUGCCUGCCAGCAGCAGCCAUGCAGCAGCCAAUGGUGCUGAGCAAGAAGGCGCUGCAUCAACGCGAUGCCGAUGAAAAUCUCUUCUUGCGUUUCCUCGAGCUGGAUCCGCCCGCCGAUGGCAAUGCAAAUAGCACAGCGACCAGCACAGCGACGAGCACAACGGCAACGGUGACAACGGCCAGCAUAGCAACCAUGGCCAUGGCCAAUGCAAGCAAUGCCAAUCAUAUGAAUGGCAGCAGCAGCAGCAGCGGCGGCGGCGGCGGCGGCGGACGUCGCUGCUCAACGCUGGCUGCAGCUCUGGGCGGCGGUGGCGGAAGCGGCAGGCAGGCGAGCGGACGCACGCCGUUUACGAUGACGAAGCGUCUGACGCGCACCGAGGAGCGCGGCUUUGGCUUUAGCAUUGUGUGGACGCAUCCGCCGCGUGUGGAAAAGGUGGAGGCAUCGCUCUCAGCGGAUCGCUGUGGCAUCCUGCCCGGCGACUAUGUCAUCUUUGUGGACAAGCAUAAUGUGGUGACAAUGCCCGAGGCUGAUGUUCUGAAUUUGAUACGAUCGCAGGGCUCGACCUUGACGUUGGAGAUAUUCAGAAGGUCAGGCGCGGGUCAUAUGCCAAAUGUCAUCACCAGCACACAUCUUCAUCACAACAACAGCAGCAGCAGCAAUCAAAUUAAUUCACAACCCGCCGCCGCCGCCGUCGCCAGCCAUGCGGAGAGACCGACAGAGCUACUGCGCAGCAGCUCGACCAUUCAGCGUGCCCAGCUCUUGGCCAACAAUGUCUCGCGGCCAGCCACCGCCUGCUCCGGCACCACCAGCUCCAUUGAGGCGGCCAAGCGGCGGCUGCAUCUGCCGCAAGUCACCUUCAGCAAGGAGUCCAUUGUGCCCAUAACGGACAAUCGUCGUCGCUUUUUGCUGCAGUUAAUCUCACGCGAACAGAAUUUCACGGCCGCUUUGCAUUUUGGCGUGCAGCGAUUUGUGCAGCCGCUGCAGGAGCGCAAGGAUCUGAUAUCGCCGAACGAUCAUCGCACCCUGUUCCAGAACAUCGAUGAGCUGCUGCGCAUUGCCGAGGACAUACUGGAGCAGCUGUGCAGCAACGAGCAGGAGCAGGAGCCGCACAUGAACUUCGCCUCACGUGUCUAUUUAUCCAAGACGACGGCAAUCUGUGCGGCAUACAAGAAGUACUGCAAUGGCAUCAAGCGCGCCGACUGCGUGCUGGUGAACAAGUCCCGCCAGACGGGCUCCGAGUUCAUUUCGUUCAUCACGGAGCCCGUGGUGCCGCGCAAGCGUCCCGAUCUCACCAUGUUUAUCCAUCGACCACUGCAGCAUUUUCGCGAAAUAUUGAAGCUCAUGCAGCUGCUGGCCAGCAACUGCCAUGUGGACACCGAGGAGCACAAGAACUUUAGCAGCGUCAUUGGCGAACUGCAGGCGGCCUAUCGUGAGAUUACGGUGAGCAGCGGUCUCAUGGAGCCGCUGGGCGAGGGGCGACCGCUGCUGACGCUGCAGGACUUGGAGUCCCGCAUGGUCUUCACCAAGUGCAAACCCUUCACGCUGGCCGUGCAGGGACGCCAGUGGAUCUUUGGCGGUGACUUGUCGCGCGUCGAGGGACGCUCCAUCAAGCCCUACUGGACGCUGCUCUUCAGCGACAUCAUUGUGUUCGCCAAGGUCAGUCGGGACCGUGUGCUCUUCAUUACCGAGGAACCCAUACCCAUUGCCAACGUAGUCGACUCCUGCUUUCAUAUGCGCAAGAAGACCACCGAAUUUCGUUUGACGGUGGACCCCAACGGACGUUUGGCGGAAAGCCCUACGGGCUACUGUGCGCCGGAUCUCACGCGCACACCCAAGCGUGGAGCCAGACGCAAGAGCCUUAUACUACGCGCCCCAUCGCUGGAGCUCAAAGCGGUUUGGCAGAAUCUUUUACAGCGUCAAAUCUUUUUGGUAAACGCCGCGUUGGGCUCAACGCCGCUAUCCAGCCCAUUGGACUCGCCGGAUGUGCUCAAUACGCUGGUGCCGUUGAGCGACAUUGGGAUGACAUCAGCAUCGAUGGGAUCGAUGAAGCUGCCAUCGCUGGACAGCAUCAACCUGAAGCAGCAGAAACAGCAGGUGCGUCUCUUUCGCAGCAAGCGCCUGGACAGCGGCGAUUCCUAUGAGAAUCUGCAGCGUUUGGCCAGCGCGCUAGUGCCGAUGGCCCACAGCCAGACCCAGACCCAGACCCAGACCCAGAACCAGAAGACUGUGCAGCUCGGCUCGGCGUCGCUGCCGUCGCGCACCAAUUCGCCCGCUCGCCAGACUGUGGCACGCAGCUGCGGCGGCAGCGGUUCCAUGCCCAAUGGCGUAGGCGUGGCAAGUGACAACGCCUUGCUGCGUCGUUACCACACCAAUACCAAUAGCUCUUGUCUGAGCAGCAGCAAUAGCCUGACCCAGACCCAGACCCAGUCACAUACGCAGACAAUGACGCUGACGCAGACGCUGACGCAAGCAUCGCAGGCGCUGUCGCUGGGCAGUGUUAGCAGCAAGUGCCUGACCGCCAUACCCGAGGCCAGCAGCGAGCCGGCGGCAGCGCCAGUGAGCAACUCGAGAAAGCUGCUGGAGUUCAGUUUAAGUUCGGUGGGGCGUUCGUUUAUAGACGAGUCCUCCUCGCUGGUGGCGCAACAAGUGUCGCUGACCACGCCCGAAACGCCCACGCCAAACAUAUCGCCCAGCUCGCAGCGCUGCAACUCCGAUGCCUUCUCCAAUGACUUUGUGCCGCCUGCCCCAGCAACAGCCACAGCCACAGGCACAGCAAUCAUUCCCCUAGCCGAGUUCGGCGGCUCAUGGGAUCUGCUUGAGCUUGAUCUGCAGUUGAAUGAGGUCAAUCUGGAUCCCUGCUAUGACACUGAUGUGGAGGAGUGCAUCUUUCUGGGCGAUGGCAUAGGCGCUGCGGGCGUGGACAAUCAGCUGGACAAUGACAGCGACGAUGACGAUGACGACAGCGUUGUGGUGGACGAUGAUCCAUUCGGCAUGCUGCCCACCAAGCCCACGCCGCCGGACUCGCUGGAUCUGUGAUUUGACUUUUGGCUUCCAGCCGAGCAACUCCAAAUCCAAGUCGAUCCCGAGUCCGGUACCGUAUCCGAGCUCGAGUUCGAGUCCGAGGAUGUCUGUGGCCACCAACACCACCAAAUACUGUAAGUCGAGCUUAGUGCUUAGAGAAAAGCUCCAGCAUUUCGAGUCUGGUCAACCGAAUGGGUUAGCAGUAACAGUAACAGUAACAGAGACAGUAACAUUAACAUUAACAUUAACAGUAACAGAAAACUAACAGCAGAAACGCAACUGUGAGAAUUUUAUGGUCGUAGCAAGAAUUUUUUAUUGUACAAAUUUUUUGAUAAUCAAAUAUGCAUUGAAAUUUUGCACAGCCUAAA